Molecule: messenger RNA, 3898 nt
Organism: Harpegnathos saltator (Jerdon's jumping ant)
Lineage: Eukaryota; Metazoa; Arthropoda; Insecta; Hymenoptera; Formicidae
Product: transducin-like enhancer protein 4
Exons: 12
Coding region: 208-2709 (833 amino acids)
Biological process (GO): negative regulation of canonical Wnt signaling pathway; regulation of DNA-templated transcription
Cellular component (GO): nucleus; transcription regulator complex
Molecular function (GO): transcription corepressor activity; protein binding
Source: RefSeq, a predicted model, not a curated record
UGUGUGUGUGUGUGUGUGUGCGUGCGUGUGCGUGUACAUACGUCUGUCUCAGACGCGUGAGUACCGCGUAACGUGGAUAUCCCAUAGUCUCGUUGCUCUCGUCCGGCUGUGAUGUGCGCUUGCGACGGCGCUCGUGAAGUGCGCGAAGUGCGGUAGUAGAGAAGUUGCGGAGGAGGAAGGCGUCGCGCGAGGUUUACAUCGGACAGGAUGUAUUCCACCGCCGCCAGUAUCAACGCAGCGGCAGCCGGUAUCAACGCGGCGGCUGCCGCCGCGGCCGUGGCAGCUGCGGCACGGCACCCGCAGGUUCCGCCGCAGCCCGGCCAGCCGAUCAAGUUCACAGUCCUCGAGUCAUGCGACAGGAUCAAACAGGAGUUCGAUUAUCUGCAGCAGCAGAACAACACGUUGAAGAUGGAGUGCGAUAAACUGGCUUCGGAGAAGAUGGAGAUUCAGCGACACUACGUGAUGUACUACGAAAUGUCGUACGGCCUAAACAUGGAGAUACAGAAACAUAGUGAGAUAUCGAAGAGACUGAAUACCAUUAUCGCUCAGAUGUUGCCCUUCCUCCCGCACGAUCAUCAGCAGCAGAUCAUCACCGCUAUAGAGAGGGCGAAGCAGGUGUCGAUGGCUGACUUAAAUUCCGUAAUAACGCAGCAGAGGCCGGAGAUACCGCAGCUGCUGCAGCAAAUACACACGCGGCAAUUACCGCCGGGCGCAGCAGCGAUGGCUCAUCCGGGUUUACCUGGACUUCCAGGAUUGGGGCCGGCUGCGGGGCUUCCGGUAGUGACUUCCGCGUCCGCGGCUUUGCUCGGUCUCGGACUGACGCCCGGCUCGACCGCGAGCCCCGGCGCGGCCUCCGCCGUGCAUUCCUUGUCGAUGCUUGGCAAGCCGGAUAUCCACCGCGGUCAGCCGGACGAUCUCAAGAGCAGCGGAGGUAUGAGCUCGACGGAGGAGAGACACAGGAGCUCGAUAUCGCCGAGCGAGAAAUAUAGCCGACCUCGCAGCCCGCAAGAGACCACUCAUCACUCUCACAACUCUCAGAGAGAUAGUCACCACGACCAUUCGAUGCACCCGCUGAAGAAGAUGAAGAAGGAUCACGAUAAGGACAUGGGCCACAGCGACGGCGAGAAAAGCGACCAGGACCUGGUGGUGGACGACGGGAGCGAUGGGCCGAGCAGUCCGGUUGUCAACGGCGCGUCGUCGUCGUCACCGCCACCGCCGCCACGCGAGAACGGCCUCGACAAGGUCGUCGCGGUGGUCGCGGCCUCGUCGAUGGCCGCUGGCGUGCAGAUGCUGAAGAAGGAUGCCGCGCCGCCGUCGCCGCGCAGUGGUACCAGUAGCAACGCGAGCACGCCGUCCGCCAAGAAGAUGGAGGAACGGGAGAAAACGGCCACGCCGAUCUCGAAGCCAUUGACGCCGACUUCCGGCUCGGCAGCGAUCGGCAACCCCGGCAAGUCCCCCGCCGCGAACAGCAAGCUCAUGCAAGGUGUGGCCGUGCAAGGUGUACCGACCGCGCUGUCCACCGUAGCCGCAUAUUCGCCGCACUAUCCGUCGGCCGGGCCGCCACCACCGCCGCCGCACCAUCUCGCCCCGACCGGCCAGCAUCCCCACGUGGACGUGAUGGCCUACAAUGGAUACGUGACGCCGCGGGCACCCGCUUCGCUGCAGCAGCUCUACGACCCCCACGCGGCGAUGCGGGCUCCGGUCGGGAUACCCGGAGCCAAAACUGCAUACAGCUACCACAUAAGCGACGGUCAGAUGCAGCCGGUGCCGUUCCCGCAGGACGCCCUGAACGGGCCGGGUAUACCGCGGCAAGCCCGUCAGAUCAGCGCCCUUAAUCACGGCGAGGUCGUGUGCGCGGUGACCAUCUCGAACCCCACCAAGUACGUUUACACCGGGGGUAAAGGAUGCGUCAAGGUCUGGGACAUCGGGCAGGCAGGUAUCGCGGGGGUGAAGCCGGUAUCGCAGUUAGAUUGUCUUCAGCGUGAUAACUACAUCAGGUCGGUCAAGUUACUCCCGGACGGAAGGACUCUGAUAGUCGGCGGUGAAGCCAGCCAAUUGUGCAUCUGGGACCUGGCCAGUCCGACACCGCGGAUCAAAGCGGAGCUCCCGUCAUCGGCGCCGGCCUGCUACGCCCUGGCGAUCUCGCCAGACUCGAAAGUCUGCUUCAGUUGCUGCAGCGACGGCAAUAUCGCCGUGUGGGACCUGCAAAAUCAGACACUGGUCAGACAAUUUCAGGGUCACACGGAUGGCGCGUCCUGCAUCGACAUCUCCGCUGACGGCACCAAGUUGUGGACCGGCGGCCUCGACAACACCGUGCGCUCGUGGGACCUGCGGGAGGGCCGGCAGCUGCAGCAGCACGACUUCACCUCGCAGAUAUUCUCCCUCGGGUACUGCCCGACCGGCGAGUGGCUGGCGGUCGGUAUGGAGAACUCGCGCGUCGAGGUGCUCCACGCCACCAAGCCCGACAAGUACGAGCUGCGCCUGCAUGAAUCCUGCGUGCUCUCGCUGCGCUUCGCCUCGUGCGGCAAGUGGUUCGUCUCAACUGGCAAGGACAAUUUCCUCAACGCGUGGCGCACCCCUUACGGAGCCUCGAUAUUCCAGUCGAAGGAAUCCUCGUCGGUACUCAGCUGCGACAUAUCGACGGACGACAAGUACAUAGUCACAGGCUCCGGCGACAAGAAAGCCACCGUCUACAAGGUCAUAUACUGAACGCUGUCGCCGUUUUGUUAUCAUUGUCAUCACCACCACCACCAUCACCACCAUCACCACCAUCACCACCACCAUCAUCAUCAGCAUCGUGAGACCGGCGGCAGUCUGAGGCGGUGACACGAGGCGGCGAAAGAGAGGCUCUUUCUCUCUCUCUCUCUCUCUCAGCUCAGGGGGAGCGCUCUCCCGAGCGGCGACGUAAUCACCGUUGUUGUUAUUGUUACAAAUGUUGUUGUUCUUGUUACUCGUUCCAUGACGAAGAGGAUGUGUGAUGUAACUCGCCGUUGUGUCUCAGCCGACUCUUCAGGCCGAUCCGAGCUUAGCCGACACGAGAACGCGCGCGCGCGCUUUCUACGCGUCUCCGCGGCUUUAUUGUUCGCGGCCGACUCAUCGGACGACAUGAAUUCGCCCGAAUGAAUGAACGGAACGGAGGUUUUCCUCCGUGCUGCGUGCGUAUGUACCGGCGUAUGUAUCACGUGGAAUGUACGCUGAGAAUACGUAUCGCUUCGCGCGCGCACGCGUAUUUGCCGGCGGCUCGUCCGGGAAACACGCAGAUGCGCACGUGUUGAUACUCUCUCCGUGCUCAACGGAGUGAUAUUCGUUCAUUAAUUCGCGGAUAAUACACACACACACACACACACACACACACACACACACACACACACACACACACACACACACACACUUGUGCAACAGUGCUAGUCGCGCAUCGGCAACGGUGUGUAAGACGUCCCCCUCUCUCCCCCUCCUCUCUUUCCCCGCCUCGGUGUGAACUCACGUCUGCGCGGGGGAGAUCGGCCGGUUGGUCGGUCCGGUCCGGUCGAUCGAUCGAUCGAUCGAUUGACUGACUGACCUUUUCUUCCUUUCUUGUUUCUUGUACUUAUACGAUACGUCACCUCUGACUGCCGACUGUUGUUGAUUCUCUACGGCGCUUGGGCGAAGUCUCCGUCCCGCUCCGACGCGUUCAACCCCAGCCCCUGUGUAAGUAGCUGUGGCCUGUCUGUAAAUUUUGUAAAUAACAAGGUUUUAAGUAAUAUCAUUAUAUAUUUUUCUACUUCCUCCCGAGAGCGAGAGAGAAUGUGUGACGGAUGAGGUAGGAGCAGCACAAUUAUAAUUGUACAUCUCAAAGUUGAAGAGACAGACGAGACGAAAGAGAGUCGAUAAAUAAAUGACAAAUAUAAUAAUCGAGCAA